GUGACAGUUGUGCAUAGCAAUGGCGACCAACCAUCCCACUGAUGAAGUGGUAACAGAGGAGGAUAAACCGAAAUCCAAACGCCCUAAAGGUGCUAAUUUUAAAUAAAAUACGUAACAAAGUUCUUAAUAAGCUUUGGUAUAAUCUUACCUAUUCUUGUUAAAGUUGAUGACCCAGUUCUUUUCUCAAAAGCUAUGGUAUUUCCUGGUGUUCUGAAACUGAGAAGAAUACUAUUAUUAUUAUUAUUACAAUUCAGAAUACUUAACUUCACUAUCAGGAAUAAUUAUUAAUAAUAAAAUUAAAAUACUACCUCAAAAUCAAUGUCAUAAUGUUAAGGACGGCUGCCACUGCGUCUUUUGGUUGUUUAUUAUAGUUGCAGUGAAUUAGGGUUUAGGGAUUGAUUUAGGGUUCAGGCCGGCUAGGCAUAGAGGGAUCGGGUUAAGUUAAGGUUAGGCAUGGCAUAGGUAUCAAUUUAGGGAUACAUUCGUGAAAUUCGAUAAAAUAGUGGCAGUCGUCCUUAACAUUUACCCAUAAUUGAUAGUAAAAAGAAGCAUGAUAGUAAUGGGCGUAAGGGAAGUUAAACUUCAGGGUUAGGCCACCACUUCUUAUCAAAUGUGAAAUGGGUUGAAAGGCAAAUAUUUGCAAUAUUAUUUGCUUUUUUACAAAUAGCCUAUAUUAUAUAUUUUUUAUUGGCAAUCCUCCCAAGUCGGUCCCAAAUUAUUUGGUAUGAAAAAAAUUGCAAUGCACAGUGUGGAUUAGCGUUGUUAGAAAACAGCUGAAAUGUUAGUCAUACUACAUAGCUUUUGAAAAUAACUGUCACUUUACAAACCAGACAGUAAAUACUAAAUAUUGUAAUUGGCACAUCAUAGCAUUUGCAAAUAGCAGCCAACAACGUUAUGCUUGUGACUAAUGCGCUCCUGAAAGGCCCCCAAGUAGCUGGUACCGCGACUAGUACCACCCUGCUAACGGCGUUUACGUUUCGCUUGCAUCCAAAGUCCUUCAAUGGUUUAUGUGUGAAUGUCCUGGUCUACUGGAUCAACAAUUCACACACGUGCACAAUGACAGCUUGAGCAUACAUCCCGUUGUUGAGCUGACCGACAUUUUGAUAUCCUCGCCAAGCGUCCGUGAUGAUAGUUUUCCCUGGUAACACAUACUUAGUGAUAAUGUGCUCGAGUGUUUGUGCAUCUCGACGGCCAACAACCUCCAUCCAAUAUCCUCCACUAAUGCAAACAUGAAUUUCAAAGCAGAAUGAUGCCUAAGACUAAGACUUUUAAGUAAGGAGUAAUCAUUGAAAAUAAUUUUGGACCGAAGUUCAGAGGAUUGACGCCUAUUUAGGCCUAUGUUUUUAUGUCUCAGUUAGUUAGAUUUAGUUUAGAUAAGUAGUAUGAAUUUAUACCUGAACUUAGUGUCCACAGUACAGUAUGUACUUUGAUAACAAAAAUUAAAACUUUUUUUAAAAAUAAACCAAUGGCACAGUUGAAUAGAGCUAAUUUUUUAAAGAAUUAUAACACAAAAAAUCAAAUUUUUACCUGUUGUAGUUUUUAAGUUAUGAAUUUUUAAAGUACGACUUCAUUUGUCCUUUUUUAACAUGGACCGCAUCUCAAGAUUCUGUCACCCAAUUCCGCUGUUUGUGUCACGAGCUAUAUAACUGUUGUUUUAAUGAUCAUUUUAUUUUCAAAACUCAUGCUGUAUUUAAAAAUAAUUUUAAUAAUGUUAAAAAUUAAAGAUAAAUUGUAGCUUAUCUAACUAUGCACUAUUUUUAUAUUUAUAUCAGUAAAUUUAAUAUAAUGUAUUAAUAUAUGGCUUUUCUGUUUACCUAAUAUAGGACAUCCAUUAUAUUAUACCCAUAUAUGCUAUAUAGUCUAUAUAAGGCAACUCAUGCCUUAAUUACUAAAAUACUGUUUCGGAACUACUUAUUUUGAACUUUGGCACAUGACUAAUUAAUUAAAGCUUUCCCUGGCCUGGUUAAAUAGUUUUUGCACACGGCAAACUUUUAUGAAUGAAAACUCUUAGAUAGUAUUACAGUAUACCCAUUAUGCAAGUCACUGAAUGGCCGCCAUGACAUUUUGCACACGGCAAAUUAUGAUCAUUUAUAAUAUGGACUCUGCAGGGUUUUUUAACUUCAAAUGAAAAUAUUAUUCUUUCAAUAUCAUUAAUGUUCAUUCUAAAACAUAAGUUAUCAAAUAUUUUGAUGUAAAUAGUGGAAAUAAUUAAAUAUUUCAUAAGUAACGGCGUCUUCCGCCAAUGAAAGGAGGCGUGGCCAUUUCCUUUUCGAAAUUGGGCUGAGCUACAUUACCAUGUAGAUGUUUACUCAAAUGAGCAUGACAAGUGGCCGACAUGUCCUAACUCAAUGAGAAUUGACACAAAUAUGCAUUGAUAGAUAAUACAGAGUAAGACUUAAUAUGAAAGACAUAAAAGUUGAACUUCUAUACAGAUUUUUUAGUGAAAGAUGCCUUAUAUUUAAAGGUGUAUUAUAAAAUACAGGUUGAUUGAAAAAUCCAAACAAAUCAAUGUAAAUGUCUACCAAAAUGUAAGGCCGGAAACAGAACUCAAAUAUAUGUCGAAAGUACUAAUUUAAUAAUAAAUAGACUCACACAUCGGAAAAUUAAAAACUCUGAAAAGUAGAAGUCUCCCUUGCUUCAUCGAAGUACCUACAGUUGUUCGUCUGUCAAAAUCGACUAGGACCAUCAAGUCAUCCGGUUGGGGGAUUACGGUGAGCUCGUAGGUGGCUUGCUAGACAGAUCCAUGCUCGGAAUAAUCUAUGGCAUCGCGGGCAGGGGAUAGUUGCUGCAGACGGUGAGCUAAUGUUGCUUUUUCGGGCCAGCCUGUGUGUCUCAGCUGUGGUUAUCCUAUUAGCUUCAUGGGAUUUAGCCCUCUUCUUGACAUUUGCUCUCCACCGGGCUCUGUCCUGGGCUGUCUGCACCCAUUGAGUAGGGUUGAUGCUGAAGGCCUUUAGUGCCGCUUUCAACGCUUGUCUUUGUAACGCUUUUUUUAACAGUACAGUUAAGAGGACAGCACUGCCAGCUAAGGCUUACCAUUAAAAAUUAAACAUAAUGAUUUUAAUUACUGAAAUCCGUACCGAUGGCAGUAUCCUGUCACUAGAAUUAAUCGGAAAAGCAUCAUGAUUCGUUAUAAGUUAUGUUCAUGAGCAUGUGUGUUGAUGACUUGGUAUUUGUUGGGGAAAUGAAAUACUAGGCCAAGGCCAUAUUCAUUAGUCUCCUCCUCUUAGGAAAUUGUGUUUUUAUUCAGAAAUAAUUGAAAUAAAAUAUUUCUGGAUAAAAUUAUUAUAUUAUUAGGCAGAUCAAUUUGUUAUAACACCCUUAUUAACAGCAACCUCUCUUCCAAUCUAAAUCAUGUCUAAUGUGACUAAUUAAUGGCAUGCCUUAAUGAUGAAGACUUCAGAAAAUCGAUUGACGGAUACCACUUAGUCAAGUUUGUUUAUUUAGUGAAGUACCUAUCAGAGUGACUAAGCUUUUUAAUCAAAUCACUUUAGGGGAGGUCUAUAAAUAACAUCAAAAGGGUUGCGCGCAUGUUCUGUUCUGGUCAAGUCUUUGUGAGGAUGUGUUAAUAGUGUACUUGUAUCUAUCUUUUAUGACAAAUUUGUGAAUAUGGGGGCAGUCAAAAAUUGUCCAACAUAUUGUGACAUCAUUUAUGGUCCCUUGUGAUUAUAAAUGCCAUGUAUGUUGUUGUCAUAAUAUUAGCAUUGUUAAAAAAUGAUUUAAACAAUAAUUUUUUAAGGAUUAUUGAUAUUUUUAACAUUAGAAAUUAUGCUAAGCAUUUUAAUGAAAGCAGGUGCUAAAUGAUACAGGCUUUAGUUUAGGGAGCAACUUUUAGAGGAAAUGUCCAUUGAUUUUUGCUAGAAAUUUGUAAUUUUAUAACUAGUUAUCUAUUGGCUUUGAUGCUUAACAUAUAUGACUCUUCAACACUAAAGAUAAGUGAAAACUGGGCAGAAUGAAUUAAUUUUAUAAUGUGUGAAAAGGGUAAAGAUACCUGAUCCUUAUAAAUGAAAUGAGUGGAAUCUCAGUGUAACUAUACAGAAAAAUGACAUUGAAAAAUGGAUUAAAACACAACCUAUAUAAAUUAAACAUUCUGAUCUCUCAGCACAAUGAUGAUUUCAAAUUUUGAUAUUAGUCUCCUUUAUGUAUCGAAGUACUGCAAUGAUAAAUAUUAACACUAAAACACUUACAACCAAUCAUAGUGAACUUAGCUUUCUUCUCUUUUGUCCCUACACAUUCCUUGUUUUGUUGCGUCCUUUUAUUACAGGUUUUCCCACACUUUUGUUUCGCUCAUUUCCUUUUUGUCUAAUCUGAUGACAGUCUCCCCCUUAUUACCAGAAACUACACAACAGUUUUGCUAUACACCCAUACAACAUUAUAACUGUGUAUAAAGUUUUCUAAAUGACAGUGUUUACACAGUCAUUCUUCAUAAAUAACAUUCAAAUGAUAAUUUAAAAUUUAACAUUUUAUUUAUUUGACUGAUAAUUAUUCUUUUCUUCACAUAAAAUCCAAUAAAAGAAAUUUAUAAGUAAUCAGACAUUUAUUAUAAAACAAUCACAGUUGAAAUAAUUCUUAUUGUUCUUUUGUUUUGGCAGAGACCAAGUUUAAGCAGCAAAACCUUCCAGCAUGGCAACCUAUUUUAACAGCCAGCACAGUGCUUCCAGCAUUCUUUGCCAUAGGACUGGCUUUCAUACCUUUAGGUGUAGCACUGCUAAUAACGUCCAACAAUGUAAGCAUCAUAACUUUUUGUAAGAUAUGAUUAUAGUUUAUUCUUAUUUGUUUAAGCUCAGUAUGAAUCUAAAAUGUAAUGAUUAUACUGGCGAUGAUUUAAAAAAUAAUAAUAUAUUUUUAUAUAUUUUUAUGUGUAGGUUACUGAUUUACAGGUUUUAUUUUAUUUUCAGGGUGUUUUAUGAACUAAGACUUAAGACUUGAUAAAUCAUAUUUUAUUUGUAAUAACAAUUGUAAUUUUUUGUUUAUCUGUAGGUAAAAGAACUGACCAUAGACUAUACCAACUGCAAAAUGUUAGACUCUGAUUCAACCUGUGCUGAAUUUUUUAAAAAUAUAAGCAACACUGGUCAGACAUGUCAUUGCACAUAUGAUAAUGUGACUUUGUCAUCUUUGUUUGAUGUAAGUGUCUUGUGUUUUAUGUGGCAUGUUAAAUCCGUAAGCAAUUGAAGCUAAAUACUAAUAUAUUUGAGUUAUUAAUUGCAAGAUUUUUGUUAAGAUAUUAAUAAAUAUAAUUCAGCUUGUUUUGUUUUUUUCCAAGUUUGCAAUGCCUGAAAGUUAAAGUACGUUGCUAUAGUGCAGCAUAUGUUGAUCCAAUGUCACUUCAUUGUAGAGCUUUUUUUUAGCCGCCACCACCACCACUUAUCUCCCCUUUGUGUUGUUUUUCUUUGAUGUCACUGAGUAAAUGUGCUGUGUCACUCCUUACUCACCCCUACCUUGAAUGGGAAAAGGUUGUUUACAUUCCAAUGCAUUCUUUUUGUUCUAAAGAAUGCUAUUAGGUGACACGAUUUCUAGAAUUUCUUUACGAGGUGGUCCUGAUUUAAUCACUAUAUAUAGGUAUUUGUAUUUUUCGAGGAGUGUGCCUUCUCACUAGCUGUACUUUAAGUUGAUACAGAAUUUUUUUUAAAAAUUGCACAUUGUUAGUAUCUCUAGCUUUGGUUUCAUUUUGCUUUGUAUACUGGUUUUCAGUCCAUUGUUUGUUUGUUUUUGAUUCUAUGAGCCAAAACUUAAAAUAGAAUAAAUUUUCAAAACUAUACUAUAAUGGUAUGUAACAGUAUCAGCAAAUGAGUUUUAAAUUUCUGCAAUUUGUGGCAUAAAGCUAUCUUUAAUUUAUUGGGUGACAGAUGCCCCAAAGCAAUUUUUAACAAUUUAUCUUAAUUUUGUAAAGAUAAAUACACUUAAUAAAAAUUGUGCAUUUUAUAGGGGUGUGCCGGAAUCCGGUUCCGCCGGAUUUUGCACUAUCCGGUGAAAUCCGGUUCCGCUGUAUUUACAUGUAUCUGGAACAUCCGGAAUAUACCGGAUUUCGGAAUUUGCCAGAUUUUGUGACUCACCGGAUCAUAAUCUGAAAUAAAAGUAAUUCUCUUUCCCGAAUUCCACACGAUCACGAUACAUUAAUCGAUUGUUUCGAGCGUUGAGCUUGUUUAAUGUUUAAUAUUCCGAACAUACCAGAGGCUAGAGUCAGCACCGCUAAUAGUGGCCAAUCGGCCCAAUCCCAUACAUGAUAGUGCGGGGAUGAGUAAUUAUCAUUCGUGACGUCAUCUUAACCGCAAUCACCAAUGACGUUGUAACAGAAAUAAUAAGCAACUAUACUGCCCAAGCGCCUGGCCGCCAGCCCGCCACCUUACCGAGCACGGCAGACGACCAUCAAAUUGCGUCAAGCCAGCAGGCCUGUGCUGACCUAGCCUAUCUAUGAAUACUUUUAGGGACACACACUUAAUUCUCUUUCCCGAAUUCCACACAAUCACGAUACAUUAAUCGAUUGUUUCGAGCGUUGAGCUUGUUUAAUGUUUAAUAUUCCGAACAUACCAGAGGCUAGAGUCAGCACCGCUAAUAGUGGCCAAUCGGCCCAAUCCCAUACAUGAUAGUGCGGGGAUGAGUAAUUAUCAUUCGUGACGUCAUCUUAACCGCAAUCACCAAUGACGUUGUAACAGAAAUAAUAAGCAACUAUACUGCCCAAGCGCCUGGCCGCCAGCCCGCCACCUUACCGAGCACGGCAGACGACCAUCAAAUUGCGUCAAGCCAGCAGGCCUGUGCUGACCUAGCCUAUCUAUGAAUACUUUUAGGGACACACACUGAUCGACCUGACGUCAGUCUGCUUAGCAAUUAGUCAUUGGUGCAGAGAUAUAGAUUACCCGUACUGCCCUGCGGAGCUGUCUCCUCACCAGGCAUAAUAAUAAUAACAACAACAUAGAAACUCAUUAUGCGCCAAAUUACAGUGAAACAAUUAAGUGAUCUCCAACGAGGUAUAAAUUUAUACUACUGUGCUCGUGAAAACAAAAAAAGCGCAUUGCGCUAUCUCUGAUUGGCUGGUCGGUUACCACUUGAUUACCUAACGCGAUAGAAAUUUGUCUCAGUUUUUAAAAUUUACAGUAAUUUUAAUUCAUAUUUUGAUUUAUAUUAUCGUUCACUCAAUAGUUAAAAAUGCGUAUCAUUUUUGAGUAAAAAUUAACAUUACGUUAGCGGUCUAGUAUAAAUUUAAAGGUCUUUGGUGAUCUCUAUGUCACCAAGCCAUCUUCGGCGAUUCUUGCUUGCGCUGUGAUCUGUUCUCUUUGGUUUAAACAACGGUAUGACGUAGCCGCGGCCCGCGGCGCUCAGCUGUUACAAAAUAUUUUGCCAUAUUGAAUGCUUGAGAUUGGAGUGGAGUUUAUACUUUAAAACUUUAUAACGGUAAUUUAUAAAAUUUAUCUCAUUUUCGAAGCUAGUUCAAGCUACAAUUCUAAAUAAUUUUCAAUUUAGUAACGAAUUUAAACUGUUCAGAAGGCAUCCAACCCCUCAGAUUUACCGGUAUCUGCAAAGUACCAAAAUCCGGAAUCCGGGAGAAACCGGAAUCCGGAUCCGGCGGAUUUCGCAUAAGAAAAUCCGGAUCCGGUUGGAAAAAACGGAUCCGGCACACCCCUAGUAUUUUAAUGUUAAUAAUAUUUUAAAUUGCAAAAUGUAAAUUUUAAUUAUUGUCAUUUUUGUUUUGUUUUCAGCAAUCUGUUUAUAUUUAUUAUGGACUGACCAAUUUCUAUCAAAAUCAUCGCCGCUAUGUGCGCUCCAGGGAUGAUGAUCAGCUGCAUGGAGGGGCCAAAUCUCCAGGAGGCCUGAAUGAUGACUGUGACCCUUAUAAAACUAAAACUGAAAAUGGAUCAACAUUUGGUUACGCUCCAUGUGGUGCUAUUGCCAACAGCCUUUUUAAUGGUAACUUUAAUUGGUGAAAAAAAAAAUUUACAUUAUGUAAAUAAGAUUUUAAAUUACUUAACCUCGGUUGAAAUUAAAUAAUAAAAUGAUAAAAGGGAAAUUAGUUUAACUAUAUAUAUUGCACUUAACCACAAAAAUAAGCCUGCUUAUGACUUACAUACAUAAUACACUGCCUCAUGUAAGUUUGGUUGUUGUUUUUUUGUUGAGACUUUGUUAAAAUCAAAUAGCAUCCCUCUUUUUUUCUCCCACCAAUAAGGUCUACUAUAUUAUUAAAAAUGUCCUUAUGACUUUUUUUGUCUUUCCAAGUUGGGAAAACUACAUGAAACCAUGUGAGUAAAUAGGCCAGCAGCCAGCAAAAAUGUGUCACUAAUAGGAUUGACACUUUUAUGAUGUACGUAGUUAUGGCAUAGAAGAUGCUAAGAUGGCAGCUUAUUUAUUUCAUAAUGGUAACUGAAGGUAUGAAAUCAGAAUAACUGAUUUUUCUUUUCAGAUACUUUUAACAUUACUUACACAGACAAAGAUAUACCUGUGGAACUGAUCAAAACUGGAAUAGCAUGGGUAUCUGACAAAAAUGUAAAGUUCAAUAAUCCAAGUUGUGAGUAUUUUUCUUAUUCUUUUGAUUUUUUUAAAAAUUAGCUUGCAAACAAAAUUGUUGCAUUAAAAUUUUUUUUAAAAGUAUAAACAAGUCCUUGCAUUAACGUCAACAGCAUGGGCUUCCUUUAUCAAGCCACCCAACUGGAAAAAGCCAGUCUGGGAACUUGAUACCACUGACCCUGACAACAAUGGCUAUGAAAAUGAAGAUUUGAUUGUUUGGAUGAGAACUGCUGCCUUGCCUACAUUUAGAAAAUUGUACAGACGUGUGAACCACACUAAGCCUGAAUUUUCCAAUGGUUUACCUGCCGGGCAGUACAGAAUUACAAUCGACUACAGUAAGUUUUUUUUUAAACUUUGCUUCCAUUGGCAUAGUUCAUCAACUGUUUGUCAACUUCACGAGCUUUGUGUAAGGUCUGAUGACCCAUUUACAACUCUAUAUAACAUAUAAUUACACAAAGGAAAUAGUUGAUUUUGUCUUAACUUACUUAACUGGUUAAUGAUAAAGAAAACAAAAAAUAUAAAAAGUUGAGUGUGAUCACACUUUAUUGUUAAUGUAAGUACACAUUUUCAGUGUUCACUUUAUGUCAUGUAAAUAGUUUUAUAGCAUAGGGCUUGUCAUUUAAUUGCUGAAAUCUAUUAAUAGAACUGCUGUAAUCAUACAGGUACUUGGGUCGGACAAAAUGUCAACACUGGUCAGUAAUACUAAGAAGAGGCCCUCAACUUACAAUAAAACUUGUUUAUAACUAUAUUUUACAAAAUAUUUUACACAAUUUUUUUUUUUUUACUGUUAUUGCUAUAUUCAAGGAUAUACAUUUUGUAAAAUGGGACUUCAUUGCACGUACGGCCCAUGUAACAGUGACUCUAAAUACAAGGAUCGUCCCAACGAUAUGCUGAAACACACUAUUAGCUUCCAUGUUUUAUAAAUAUUUGUCCGACGUUCUAAAAAUAGUAAAGUUAUGACGUUUUCUGGUCUGAGAAAUGACCAACCCUAUUAAAAUUUGUUGACAAUUUAAGUCUAUCUUUGCAAAUCUUCACUAAGCAUAUUCUAUUAUAAGCAAUUUACUCUUUUGAUGAGAUGUUUGCUUCUUAUUUAGACUACCCAGUUACCGCUUUUGAUGGCACCAAGAGCAUCAUCAUCUCUACCACAUCCUGGCUUGGGGGAAAGAACUCAUUUCUAGGCAUUGCCUACAUUGUUGUUGGCUCCCUUUGUAUAGUGCUUGGGGUCAUUUUUCUCAUCAUUCACAUUAAAUGGGGGAAGAAGUAAGUUCACAUCAUUUUUACUAUAAAUUUAACUCUAUGUCUUUCAUCAUAACUGUGAUAGAUGGAUACUUGUGAAACAGUUGUUUGCAUUUUGUUGUUAUUUUGUUUUUUAUGACUACUGUAUUUGUCUUUUUUUUUUUUUUUCUCCUUUGAGCUUAGAAAAAGGGUUUUUUUUUUUUUUUUUUUUUUUUUUGCUUUCAAAUGGUUUACAUUUUAAGAAUGAGUUUUAAUUUUUUUAAAAACACUCCUUUCACAAGCAUUAGCUUACUUGGUUUUUUAAAUUUUUGUUUUUUGUUUUUUUUUUUUUUUUUUUUUUUUUUUUUUUUUUGUUUUUUUUUUUUUUUUUUUUUUUUUUUUUUUCUCCUUUGAGCUUAGAAAAAGGGUUUUUUUUUUUUUUUCAUUUGUUGUUGCUUUCAAAUGGUAUACAUUGUAAGAAUGAGAUCAAAUUUUCUUAAAAACACUCCUUUCACAAGCAUCAGCUUACUGGGUUUUUUAAAAUUUUAAUUUAAACAUAGGAGCCUACUUGCAAAUGGUACUAAGUCCGUUUUUUUUUGAAAAAAAAUGAGUUAGUGCCCUUUUCUUAAUCUAUUUCCUUAAAUACACAUUUUGAAUCGCUCAUCUUAACUUUCAGAAGGCUCUAAAUGCCUUUAAUUUAAAUGGAAAAUGUAGAACAACCUUCAAAAGGCUAGUUAAGUUGUAACACAAAAUUCACUUUCCUGAAAAAUGAGUUUGGUUGGACUUAGUACCUUUUGCAAGUGGGCACCUCAUAUGAUACUUUUGAAUGCUACUUCUUUUCUUAAAGUGAACAAGGCUGAAAACUAUUUAAAAUAUAGCUCUUUAUAUUUUUUUUUAAAGUAGGGAAAGAAAAAUUGUCUCCAUCAACUGAUGUCAUACAUCUAUUGAAAGUAUAUGGUUAUUUUUAUUUUGACAUAAUGGAGAUAAUUCUAUAAGUCAUCUUUGUGUUUGUGGGGGGGGGGGGGGGGGAGGUUGAGUAUGCUGAAAAAAGGAAUAUUGAAAUCCACAAGCAUAAAUUCUCAUGAUCCUAAAUCUGGUUAUUACAUCAACUUGGUGGCUCUUCUGUUAUGGAUCAUUGUCCUUUUUUUUCUUCUUUUCUUGUAUUCUUUUGAGGCCAAUUAUUUUUAAAAUUUUUUAAAAUAGAAAUAGAAUCCUUGUAUAAUUUUUAUUCUAUAUAUUAAAAAAUAUUUUUUUUUUAAAAGUGCUUUAAAAUUUUUAAUUUUUUUUAGAAGCUAUAUUCUCAUCUAUAAUUUUGAAUGUUUUAUGACUAUAGGAAUAUAUUUCUUUUAAGUAUUAUUUUUUUUAAUGGAAAUAAUCUAGCUGUUCCUAAAAUUGCAGGCGCAAUCUGCAGUUUGAUAAUCUGGAGCCCCUUGAUAAACAAAUUUGAUCCAACAGGCUUGUAGGAAGUUAGUGCCUGAUCUUAAAUUCUUUAUAUUUCUUGGCUUGUUGGCUAGCUAAAUGGAUUUAUUUGUACAAUACGCUAUUUGGUUUGCGGGCUACCUUUCUGGGAAUGACAUUUAUUAAGCCAGGAACUGUAAGAGAUGCUUAAAGAUAAUGAUUCUCAAAUUUUUGUGAAUUAAUGUUAGGGCACCAUUUAUCUAAAUCGUCAUGGCCUUAGAAAUUACUUCAAAAGUUAGACUUGUAAGUUUAUACACCAUAGGCAAUCCAGUAUAUAUAUUCUGCUUCAGAGUGCACUCUCUUUAUAAAUUCUUUACGGGUUCGAGUUUUUUUAAAACAAUUUAAAGCACAAAAAUUAUUCUUUUGCUGUCCUCUCCAAUCUUAUUUUUUACCACUCUGUUGUUAAACUUUGGCUAUAUAUAUAUUAUAUCUAUAUCAAGCACCUCAUAAAACCUGGUUUUUGUGAGCUGUCCAGCUGUUUGCUUUGAGAUAUAUUUUUUUUUGAAGAACUCUUAGCAAGCACCAGCAGUAAAGCACUUUUUUGUCUAGUUAUCUGUAUAGCUGAUCUGUGAUAUUUUCAAUGGUUUAGAACAGAGUCCAUGAUCCUGCUUGACUCAGCUGCUGAUGUGGCUGGUAUGUAAAGUACAGUUUGGCUCUCUUACUUCAUUUUGUGAAUGCACAUGGUCAAGGCCUUAUGUUCCAUGAAUUUUAUUUGGUUCUCUGUGAUCUAAUCAUGUCCUUCACGUAUAGCACUGCUUCUUUUUAAUUUAUAUGGAGCAUCACAUACUUAUGAUUUUCUUAUGAGUUAUUGUGCAUUGGUUGAUUUAGGGUGUUACUUUUCAUAAUAGUGUAUUGGUCAUAUUAAAAGAUUGCUUGAAACUGCUCUCUUUCAUCAAUUAUUAUCACUAUUGAUAGCAUAUAUUUUAAUUUUUUUUUUAUUACUGGAUGCAUUGGCACUUUUGAGUUUUAAAUGACAUUUUAGUUAUUUAUGUGAGAAAUUAAGGGAUAAUUGCGUAAUUAUUUCUCUUUUUUUCUUUUUUUUUUGGCUGCUUCUUUAACAAUAUUUGGUAAUAUUUAAAAGCUAUUUGGUAAAUUUGCUUUCCUUCUUAUUUACAUUCAAGUUCUAUAUUGUCAUUAUACUGUUUGUAUCUCUAUCACAGAUUUAACUAUACUUUUGAUUAAUUUGAGAAGAAAACUGUCCUAAAUUGCCAAUACCAACAUAAAUUCAGCUGGAAUUCAAAUAUAUAUAUAUAUCUGUUAACAAGUGUAUUUCUUCUUUUAACUGUUAAUUACAAACCAUUUUUUUUUUUUACCCCCCAAAUAUUAUUUUUUCAAAUCAAUUGCCUUUGAAACUCAACUGGUUCUAACAAACUAACCUUUGUAUCUCUUGAAUUCUUUGUCUUGCCUAAUCUAAAUUUCAAUGGGUAACAAUAGUAUUAUUUCCCUAUAUCUAAAAGGCUUUUUUUUUUUUUGUAAGAGUCUGUCAAUACUACCUGUGAUAAAACAUUAAAAAUAUGAUUUGGUGGGCACAGCUAUGAUGCAGUUGUACAAUUAUCAUAAUGUAAGUUUCUGUCGUAACUUUCUUUUAAAUUUUCCUCAAAAAGAAAUAUCCUAAUGACUUAUUUUACAAUCAGUGAUUAGUGGUACCAAACAAAAUCAACCAGACUAGUUUUUUGCUCUGUCACAAAAUGAACAACAAUUAAACACAUACACUGCAGUUUAGAUAAACACAUUGCUCUUUUUUUUAACAUUCUCUUUUCUGUAGACUUUUGGCAACUCUUGAUGAUGAUCACUAUUUUAGACAUUAUUAUGUACCACCAAAAUUUUUGCCAUGGCCUUUUGCUGUUCAGAAAGUACUGAGCAGUUUUGGCAAAUUUGGAAAUCAGUUGAGUAACCUGUUUGCACCACAUGAAAGUAGUGAGGGCUUUGAUGAUUCAGCUCCAGAAAGUGACUCAGAUGAUGAAUGUGGACAAAAGGAUCCUUUACUGGCAAGAAGAAAGGACAGAGAACCAAAAGAUGGCUUGAAUUCUUACCCACAUUAUUUUUCACGGGAAACAUUUGCUGUUGGGGAAGGUAGAAAGAUUUCACCUGAUAAAUCAAAUUCUCUGAUGCGACAGCAUUAUCAUCCCAAAACUUCUAAGUCUAAGGUAAACUCUGCCCAUGAUGCCGUUAGUGUUUAUCAUGAGGAUAAGAAUAAUAUUGGGCCUAAUGGACACACGGAACCUAUGCACUCCAAUAAAUCAAGAGCCAGAUCUCAUGCAGAAAUAAGGAGCUCGCCAGGUAUGAAAUCCGAAUCAAUCAGACCCGCAAUGCCAAAGCAUCAUUCGAAACAGGCCAAUUUUCAGAUAGAUUCGCCACAAGGAGGAACUUUUAACAAUCAAGCUGGCAGCUUGAUUGCACAGAAGUUAAAAGAACUUCAAGUAGGGCAUGAUCGAGAGGACCACCACAAACUUGGAUCUCUCAGUGGGUCGAGCAGGGAAAUGCUGGCAGACCAAACCAACACCCAUGACAUGGACCAUAACUCUGAUGCUUACUCAAUCACUAGUAAUGCCACUAUUCUGGGCAGCAGUUUGACCUCAAGUUCAUGGGUCAAUAGAGGUGUUCAGGUCAAUCUGGGUCAGAAGUGGGUAAAAAAGAAACACAAGACACGAUCAAACAAGGUGGGGGUCAUGGAGAGUGGACAUGAGGACUCUGGUGUGUCCAGUUUUGUUGGACCACAAGCUCACGAAGAUAUUUCCAACAGUGUCGUCUCUAUGAAGAGAUUCUCCCGUGACACAAUCGAAAGCAGGGUGUCAAGCUCCAGCAGCUCUGUUGAAACUCACCAUGUCAGGCCAUCUCAGUCUUCGUUCUUCCUCCCGUUCAUGAAAGAUUCGGUCUGCACAUGUCAAACUCGUAUCCACUCCAGCCUAGACUAUGAUAUCCUUUGCGAAGAACUUACGAUAGCCAAGUCCAAAAUGAUGGAUAUGAAUCUUACACUAGUGGAUGUGCAGAGUGAAGAGCAUUUAGAUGAAAACUAUAACCAAGUCAGUAGGAAGAUCAGGGAGGAUGUUAUUGUUCUAGAAGAUUUAGAAAAGAAAGAAAACUCCAAUAACAACUUACUUGCUAGUGUCUGUGACGAUGCAAGAAAAGAGAAUAUGUGUGUCCACACAUGCAAUGCCAACUGGCCAUCUGUAACUAUCUUUAAGCAAUCUCAACCCUUCCAAAUGGAUGACCCUUUGUGUCAUGGGGUUGAUCCUAAAAAUGGCCAACUCAAGAAAUGGUUCAGUCCCACUUUGGUGAAAUGCUUACGCCAUGAAAUCCACAAUGAACAUAGGAAAUGGUUCAGUCCCACUUUGGUGAAUUGCUUACGCCAUGAAAUCCACAAUGAACAUUUGAUGCCAGAAGAUGAAAGAGCGUGUUUUGAGCUUGUAAAUAACCAGAUGUUAGAACCUAUGCUAGAGUCGAGUCAGGCACACAGUGGAUGGAUGGUUAUGAUCUCUGUUGGUGUGCAAACAGAGGAUUAUGAAGGAGAACUUCUGCCUUUAUUUCUCAUCAAGUAGCCUGUAAGUCCAGACUGUUGAUUUUACAUUCUCCAACAUUGAACAACUUUUUCACUCUUUCUAUUUACAUUUUUUGGAAGAGGAUAUUGUUUUAAUGUUGCUUUCUAGCAGUGUGGCUGGUGCAAUUUUGAUGGGAAAAUGAACAAUUGCCUUUUUGUCUUCAUUUUUGCCGAGUUCAUUUCUUUGCCUUAUUUAUUUGUUGUAAAACUGUCAUUGUAAAUAAAAUAAUAUAACAGGGUUUUAGCAAUGACCACAUUAAUUUUUUAACGAUGGCUUAUUGUUUCAAUGUGAGACAAUCAUCUGCUGAAGUUUGUAUAUGUCAUUUAUUUAUAAAAGCUACGUUUCAUUAUAUCAGUUUUUUACAAUAAUUUUUUAUUAUUAUUUAAAUAUAUAGCUUACACUAAUAAAAAGAAACAAUUCUGAAAAAAAUUAAAUGGAAAAAAUAAGAUAGCAUAGAUUUCAAGAUUUCUCUAUAUUUUUACAAAAUGUACUCCAACAGUUAUGAUAGAAGCUUUACCUUAAUUAAAACCGAACAUUCCUUACUCUACUUCCUACAGAUAAAUAGAAUCAAUUGUAGUACGUUUUUAACAGUAUCUGUCUGGAAUGAUCAACCUUUUAAUAAUGAAUAUGGACACUUUUUAAAUAAUAAAUAUAUAUGAAAUAUUUUUGCAGCUUGAAGCCACCUUAUUUUGCUAAGAGCAUAAUUUUUUAUUUAAAAAAAAAUUAAAAUGUUGAUUUUUUUGUUUGUCUCACGUAACUAAAUUUUUAUUUGUAGCUUGCAAAGAUUUAACCUGAAGUAGUUUUUUUUUUUUUAAUACAUGGUAUUAGAAAUUGCAUUCGAGAUGUGGUACAAAAAUGUAUUUCCAAACAAUCAGAAUUGCACCACUCUGCUAAUGUUGUUUUAUAAAGAAUUUAUAAUUUCAACAUGAGCUUUGUGGAAGCAGCUGUUGUUGAAUGUAUUUUUUUAAUUUUUUUUUUUAAGUGUUGAUCUUUACAUUGUAAGCAUUGUUAUAGGAAAAUAUAACUGUUUCAUUUUGGCUUUUAUGUUAAGGUAUUGUCUUAUGACUUUCCCUUGCUUUUACCCUGCACUGGUAUCAUUGAACCUCAUCCCCUGCAGGCUACAGCUUACUUUCCUGUCACAUGAUUUUAUAUUGUCAAGGGGGUUUCCCGCCCUGGUUGGAACUUUUGGGGUUUACACAUAACUGUAUAUAAAUGAUGCGUUGGGGGCUUACUUUUGGGAGUUCACCCAGGCGGACCGAUGCAGCACCCAUGACAUGGGCCAUAACUCUGAUGCUUACUCACUCACAAGUAAUGCCACUCUUCAGUCGUGUAACACAUUUGCAUUUUUUUAAAACCAUUGGUUAUAAAAUUAAAUAAAAACAGAGGCAAUCCAUAUUUAUGAGGUAAAAUAUCAAAUUUAUUCAGCCGUCAUGUUUAUUGUUAAAAUUAAGUGCAGGAUCUUUCUUUAUUUCUGCUAAACAUAGAACAGUAAAUCUUUCUUUGGAUAAUUGGUCUUGGUGGGUUCGAGGGACAUUCUUAAAAAAGCAAUAAUUUCUUGGGAACUGAAGGAGCUUUGUGUGUAAUUUAAUAUACCAAAAAAAGGUGUUGCUUGACUACUUCUUCUCUUAAAUUUUGUGGGCAUUGAAUGGUAUGCUUCAAUAUAAUUGAAACCCCUCCAUAUCUGUGUGUAACACUUGAUGUAUUUGUUUUAGCCGUGAAAGUGCAGUUGAAAUGGACACAGCUGGCAAGAAGGUAGCAGUUUGAGGAAUGUCUUAAUGUUGAUAAAGUUAAAUUGUUGGGCAUUUCUGGCCAAGUUGCAAUGAUGCAGACAGACACUUUUAGCAAGAAUUUUCAUUGAUAGAAAUAAACAUAGUUGGUGUACAGUAUUGACAUGUUGGGUUAUAUUAUAUUAUAUAGUGAAAGUAAUGGAGGAAAUGUUUUAAAUGAAUUGAUAGUUUCAAUAUGGCCAAUUGUCUUUUACAGCAAAGGCCUGCACCAUCUUCUCAAAGACUUACACAAUCUUCUCAAAGACUUACGCCAUCUUCUUUAAGACUUAACCAUCUUCUCUAAGACCUACGCCAUCUUCUCCAAAAGCUCACAUUUCCUACUACAGUAGUUUUAACUUUUAGGAAACUUCUUGAGCAAAAAAGUGUUUGGUUUAAUCAAAUUGUCUGGCCCGGUCGUUUGAAGCUGCACAUUUUGUUUUUGUUUAAUUCAAAAUUUUAAAGUUCAACAGAGUUCCUUUGUUUUUAUUUUAAAUUUAUAAGAGAAAUAUGUUCUUAUUUUUAGUUCAGGCCUGGGUAAUAAUUUUCCAUGUUAAAUUUUUUUUUUUUUUAAAUAAAUCCAUCAGAAAAAUAUAGCUACCUUAUGGUUUGGCAACUCCAUUUCAUCACUGUACUUAAUGCUACAUGGAUUAAAUAUGUUGUAUUGAAUCUAGAACUUACUUCUUUCAAUUAUCAGCCAAAUAAAACCAUCAUUAAUCACAUGGCCUAAAGUAGCCCAAACUACAUUGAACUAAUUAUAAUUAUACUAAUUUACCUGUCCUAUUACAUGACAUAUUUUUACUACACUAACAUUUCAACUAACUACCUUAAUAAGUGUUCAAAAAGUGCUCAACUAUUAAUAGCAUCAAUGACAUUUGCUCCCAUUCUAAGCUAAUAUCCAUGUUUGGCAUUUAAAUCGUGCAUUAAUGUGGUAUUUUUAUUUACACGGCAAUUAAAUACUUGCUCUGGCACAAAACAUUUUCCCAACGAAGUUUUUAAAAGACAAAGCUGAAAUUUAAAAAAAAUUUAAAACUGUUAGCUGUAAGUUAAAAAUAAAUUUAAAAGAAACUUUUGUUUAAAUCUAUAUUUUAAAACUGAUUUAAUUUAUUGGGUUUAAACUUCUGGUUUGCUAUAAAGUGCUCAAUUAUUGAAACAACUAGGAAGAAUACUUGAAUAGACAUGUCUAUAAGUAAUUUUGUUAUUAACAUGAAGGUUGCUUAAGAUACACAGUUUUCAAACAUGUUUCCAUCUAAUUUUAAGUUUUAAAACAUUUAAUAUUCACAUCUAAAGAAGCAGUUCUUAUCAAAACCUAUUUUUUUUUAAACAUUCAUCAGAAUCAUGCUGACACGUCUUUACUGACUUUCAAGAAGAAGAAAAAUUCCAUCAUAAAUUCAUGUUUAAAGAUGAUGAUGGAUUAGGAUAAUUUCACACAUUAAAUAUGUUUAAAAUAUUUCUCUCCUCCAGGUCAGCUGAAAUGAUCAAUGUGACACCUAGAGACACAUACUAGCCAGCUGGUCUCACUUCUGUGAUGUUGCUCCCAUCUGUAACCCCUUGACUGGACAGUACCUGUGUCUGACCAGUAGACACACCUGUAUGUGCGGAUAAAAAACUGGUUUUUAAAACGGAUGUUUUUAUUUUUGCAUUCCAUGUUGAUGUUUCUCUUUUUAUUUGAAAAAAUGUAACAAAUCUCCAUAAAACAAAUAUUUGUAUGCUCCAAAAUUAAGAUCAUUUAGAAAUUUAAGGUUAUGAUUAUACUUGAUUAAAAAUUAGAAUGAAAGAUUCCUGUCACCAAUCUCACCAUUUCCAAGAUGUUAGUGGUCUCAAAAACUGUUUGAUGCACUCAUACUAAAUAGAAAUAUUUUAUAUUAAAAUUAAUUAUUUACCUUCACAUCAGAACAUUUUUGGAUAAGAAUAGCUCUAUAAUGUAGAGAUUUUACCGACCUCAUUUGGAAAAUUUCAGGAGGUACAUACUUAAUUUAUAGGUAACAAACAUGUACUUUUAAGGGGGGUAUUCUUAGUAAGGUAUAUGUGUUUUGCUAUAACAUUUCAUUUUUUGAUAUAUGUAUAAACUUGUCUUGAUUUACGUGACAAAUUAAUUCAUGCUAGAGAAGAAAAAUAUCAUGUUUGUAUAUUCCAUUUCUUUUUUUUUUUUUCUUUUUAUUCUAUCAGUUUAAAAUGUCAUGGUAAAUUAAAUUGCUAAUAUUUUGUGUUUGGGUUGACAACAGCAAAUAUGAUAUUGAAAUCCUUAUCUUUUACUUGUCUUGAUUUACGUGACAAAUUAAUUCAUGCUAGAGAAGAAAAAUAUCAUGUUUGUAUAUUCCAUUUCUUUUUUUUUUUUUUCUUUUUAUUCUAUCAGUUUAAAAUGUCAUGGUAAAUUAAAUUGCUAAUAUUUUGUGUUUGGGUUGACAACAGCAAAUAUGAUAUUGAAAUCCUUAUCUUUUCUUAUCAUAGUUGAACUAAUUACUUUUUCAUCUUUUUUUCCUUGGCUCGAUAUCAGGUUUGCUAUACACAGAUUAUUGAACACUCAGUUUUACUUUUUCAUGUUUAUAUUAUAGAUGCACAAUUAGCCACGAGUGUCAAAGAGAUUGUCCUUUAUAAUUUUUUAUUUUUUUUUUACCAUUAACACACAAUUUGAGAAAAUCUUUGUUAAUCUAGGGAAGGACAAUCAGAACAAACUGACUUCAAUUAAUAUUAUAUUUUAUAAAAAAUAAAAGUGGUUCUUUUUAAAUAUAAUCAUUACAACUUUUAUAAAUCCUUUUUGGUCACAUUUACAUAGUACUAUUCUAAAAAGUAUUUUUAACAGAAAUUUAGUGAAUUGCAUGACUUUUUGGAUAUAUUUGUUUUUUUUUAUACAAUUUGUAUUGACUUUGUUAAUGGUAAGAGAUUGAAAUUUUGUUCUGUUAGAUUAAAUGUUUAGAAGUUUGUUGAUUCAUCAAAGUCAAUCAUUCAAUCUUACAAGAAAAUAAAUGUUGUGUCUCAGUGCUUCAUGAUGAUCGUCUAGUCAAGAGAUCAAAUAUGUUUUAUUUAGUUGAGAUCUGGCCUUCUAUGACAUAUGUGAGAAAGUGAUAUAAAAAUAAUCAGUUCAUGCAAUUUGUACAAAUGAAAUAAGAGUGUGACAUCGAGCUAGUAUAUUAAUUUGUGUCUUUAUUUAAAUUUUGUUCUUUGUCAGAUUUAGGGUUGCACUGAUUUAUUGGGGGAUAAUCAGUAAAUGAUUAUUUUGCCUUAUUAGUGCAGCUUGAGUAAGAAUUUAAUGCUACUGAGGUCAGAAUGUGGCUCAACAUGAGUCAGAAUGUGGUGCACCUUGAGUCAGGAGGCCUUCAAUGUAAACUUAUUCUGGGAUGUGUGUACUGUUGUAUGUUUGUUUAACCCCACAUUGAAAUCUGUGUUGAUGCAAUAUAUUCAGCGACAUUGUCUCCAUCACUGUCACUUCACUCCAUCACUUCCUGUGAGACUGCUGUUGAUCUAACCUUCUCUCCAAAAGAGCUCAUCUUGGUUAUUUAUCAUUUAUUUUAUAUCCCACUUCACAAAAUUUUUUUUUUUUAAUCUGAAAUGCAAAAUUGUUCACUUUCAUUGUGAAAGUAUUAUUUUUUUCAUAAAUUAUGUAAUUCCCAAAUGGUUAAUGUUUUUUUUAAUUUAUGAUUUCUUAACUGCGAGGCUCCACUGAAGAUAAGAUGAGCAGGGUCAUGUAGGAUUUAGGGUCAUAUGUAACUGUCAUCUAUUGAAACGUGUUCUAAUCCUCAUUGAACUUAAUCAUCCUUAAGAAACCAAGUUUAUGAAAUAUUUAUCUCAUCAUUUUAAAUAGAAGUAUCAUUAACUUUUGAACCGACCAUGAAUAAUAAUGCCUUUAUUUUUCUGGCCCGAUAGAUCAUUUUAUUUAUUUCUGUGAUAAGUUUGACCCACCAGAUGCUAAGAAUCCCGGUUUGUCAGACUAUUUAUGGAGGACGUUAGCUCUGAUGAAAUGUGUACAAUAUGGACAAUGUAAAUACAAAUUCCUUCAUCUCAUUCAGCAUGAUCAGAAGUUUGUUGUCUUAAAGUCAUCAGUUGAAUGCUGAAUGUGAGUGUGGGCCUAAGAUGAUGCUUGAGGUGUCCAUACUGCCUUUGUCUGUUUCAAAAGAAUCCAUCCAUUGUGUGUUUGAUUCUUUGCUGUGAUAGCUAGAGUUUUUUUGUGUUGGGGGGGGGGGGGGGGUUUAUGUCUUGGAUCGUUUCAAAAUAAACUGAUGCAGAUGGCUCCAUGAAAUAGUUAAAAAGUAAAAACUCAGCAAGUCCUAAAUAUUCUUGUUAUGGAAUGCUAUUCAUUGUAUUUUUUAAAUAAUUUUUUUUUUACAUAUGAACUUAUUUUCUGGUUAACAAAGUUGAAAAGUAAAAAAGAUAAAAUAAUUUCUUUUACAGGAGUAGUGUUGAUGUUUGUUUUGUUACUUGGAGUAGUGUCCUGUAGCAAGUUGGACAAGGGUAUGUUAACCUCAUGUUCAGGGACUCAAACAGCCAGCAUACAUCUUAGUGUCACAUGUCAAAGUCAAAUUUAUUUUUUGAAGUCUAUUACAAGAAUCUUCAUUAGUUAUCAUUUACAGGAAUUUGGCAUCUUGUAAUUGCUUGUACUGCUUAAGUCUUGUUUUUUCAUAAUAAUCAACCGGUAAAAGAUUUCAUUUUUUUUAAAUAAUAAAGCCCUUUAUUAAUUUUUUUUACCAUAUAUCUGACAUUGGAAUAGUUUGAAGUAUCUUUGCAUUUCAUUUAAUCUGAAUCACAGAUGGUAAAACUAAAAGUAGCUCCAUAUAUUUUUCACCCUGCUUUGAAAUUUUUGUAGUUCUAAAAAAAAAACACCUUUAUUUAAGGCUGCUUGUUCUGUUUCCAUCUGUUCUCUUUUUCCAUACACUUUGAAUAGCUCAGUUGUUCUCUGAAGAGAUUUGUCUGUGUCUCGAUUAUACUAUUUCUAUCCACUUGCUACUGCCUCAUCAAUGACAAUGGCUGUACUUUCAAACUCAAUGGUUAAUUGAAAGAAAGCUCAAUGAAUUUGUGGAUAUAAAGCUAACUGAUUUACAGUUUUAAAUAAUCACCCAAUAUAUUUCAUGUUCACUUGGAACUGUAAAGAGAUACUUGAUCCCUCUCAGCUGGUUUCACCCUUUAGAUUAAGACUCACUAAAACUAUAAAUACUAAAAAUUCUUGACAACUAAAGAGGUUUCAAGCAAAUUGAAUUUUUAAAAUACUGAAUGUUAGGAAAAGUAUAUCAACUACUAAUUAUUACAUUAGUUUGAAAAAAUUGCACCUACGACCCCCUCUUACUUUGUAGGUCAAGUCACCCAACCGACUUUGUUGCCACAGUUUUUACUGGGGUUUUUAAUGGAACUCUUGUCGUACGUAUAUAUACAUUGUGAAACAGCUGUCUACAUUGAUAUACCAUACUAUGGAACAACAGCGGUCUGUUGAGACACACCAGUCUGUUGGAGUCACAGCAGUCUGUAGAGACACACCAAUCUGUUGAGACACAGCGGUCUAUUUAGACACACCGGUAUGUUGAGACACACUAAUCUGUUGAAACACAGUCUGUAGAGACACACCAAUCUGUUGAAACACACCAAUCUGUUGGAGUCACAGGGGUCUAUUUAGACACACCAGUCUGUUGAAACACAGCGGUCUGUAGAGACACACCAAUCUGUUGAGACACAGCGGUCUAUUUAGACACACCAGUCUGUUGAAACAGCAGUAUGUUGAGACACACCAAUCUUUUGAAACACAGUCUGUAGAGACACACCAAUCUGUUGAAACACACCAAUCUGUUGAAACACACCAAUCUGUUGAAACACAGCGGUCUGUUAAGACACACCAGUCUGUUGGAACACAGCGGUCUGUUGAGACACACCAGUCUGUUGGAACACAGCGGUCUGUUGAGACACGCGCGUCUGUUGGAACACACCAGUCUGUUGAGACACACGUCUGUUGAGACCCACCAAUCUGUUGGAGUCACAGCAGUUUGUUGAGACAUACCAGUCUGUUGAAACACAGCAGUCUGUAGAGACACAGCAGUCUGUAGAGACACACCAAUCUGUUGAGACAUACCAAUAUGUUGGAGUCAAUCAGUCUGAAACUUUUUUAUUUUUUUAAUUUUUAAACUGGGAAUGUAAUUUGCAUGAAAAGUUUCUGGAGUGUAAAUAAAUAAUGUGUUAGUCUGUGUAAAUAGUGUGACUGUUAGGCUGUGGUAAAGACUUAAUUGGAAUGUUUAAAGUGGCCCCCCCUUGAUCAAUCCAUCUGGUUAUUGUGUAGAUGAUGUUUUGAGAAGAAAAGCAUCAGUUGUUUGAUCUACUUGUAGAUAUAUUUAUGCUGAUUGAAUGUUAGUCAGUUUCUUCUCUUCAUUUGCUCUUCUUUUAUUUCUUUAAUAAAAUUUAAGUGAAAG
Molecule: messenger RNA, 22854 nt
Organism: Lymnaea stagnalis (great pond snail)
Lineage: Eukaryota; Metazoa; Mollusca; Gastropoda; Lymnaeidae
Source: the annotation of a GenBank genome assembly